Molecule: messenger RNA, 4996 nt
Organism: Erpetoichthys calabaricus (reedfish)
Lineage: Eukaryota; Metazoa; Chordata; Cladistia; Polypteriformes; Polypteridae
Product: oocyte zinc finger protein XlCOF6-like
Exons: 4
Coding region: 287-2500 (737 amino acids)
Biological process (GO): regulation of immune system process; negative regulation of transcription by RNA polymerase II; regulation of cytokine production
Source: RefSeq, a predicted model, not a curated record
AAAUGACAAAAGAAAGAAAGCGAGCUGAGGGCCGAGUUAUUUAUUGUGGCGAGUGUUCGUUACUUCACAUAUAUGAAAUGUUUUUUCAAGGCUUUAAAAGUGACUAAGACUUCGUAAAAGGCGAGGUGGGACGGAAAGCGUUAUCCAGCCACAACUGCACUUCCUUAGUUCAGCCAGCCGCAAUUGGUGCCACAUCAUUACGACUGGAGACACAAUCUCCGCAGCUGCGGGGGUGUAGCGGCCGCCAGCGCAGCCUGCCUGCUUCUGUAUAUGAGAUGAAACCAGAAUGGUCGUUAUUAAAGAAAAAAACCUGAAUAAGGAAUUCUGCAUGCCUAAUAAGGGUGUUCUUGACCUGAGCUCUACAGGAAGGCAAGAGGAGACCUCUGAAAUUGUCAGCCUUGCACAGGAGAAAGCUACUGUAAAGGACAGUGACUUGUCUUUGCUCAGAAGCAUGGAAAUGAGACCUAACCGCCUUAAAAUGGAAACUGGCAAUUUGAAGUCUGUCCACUGCAAAAAGAAUCAGAGUAAAUUUAAAUUGCCUCCGUUGAAACAUGAGGCUACUGACACGCAGUGUGUCAGUAUGAAGGAGGAGGAGGAUUGCGAGCUAGAUAUUGUUGAAAUGGAAGCAGAUGACAAUGAGGUGCAGCCGGUCUCUGUAAAAGAAGAAGACUGCGAGCUCAAAAUUGUUCAAGUGGAUCAAGACUCUGAUGAUGAAGCUAUAUACAUGAAACAGGAAGACUGUGAGCUAAAUAUCAUCCAAGUAGAACAAGACUCUGAUGAAGAAUCUGUAUAUCUGAAACAGGAAGACUGUGAUCAAGAGUCUGCUUAUUUUAGUACAGCCAGUCGUGUAAGAUACUCCAUAAAUAUGCAAGGAGAGACGACUGAGAUGGGUGCAGAUGUGGAGUCGCAUGAACUUGAUACACUAGAUUGGGAUGAUGGGAGGUCUGAAGAUGACUCUUCUGGGCUAAGAUAUGAGGAAGAAGCAUCGUGCAGUACAGUUAUGAUGAACAGGAAUAUUCCAAGAAACUCCAACAUGACGUUUGGCCAAAUUGAUGGCAUAGUGCGGGAACCAGAAAUAAUAGACCCUUCCCAGGAAGUUGUCUGUGAAAAGUAUAGUUGUGGUGUAUGUGGGAGAACAUUUACACGAAAAGGUAACCUUCAGCACCAUGAGAAACUUCAUACUGGAGAGAAACCAUAUGGUUGUGAAGAAUGUGGGAAGAGUUUUGCUGAUAAAUGUCGCCUACUUAUACACCAGAGAAUUCACAGUGUAGAAAAACCUUACGCUUGUCCUGAUUGUGGGAAGGCAUUUACACAAAAGCAACAUCUGCAGUUUCAUCAGAAAAUUCACACUAUUGCAUUAUGCUGUACCAAGUGUGGGAAGAAGUUCCCUGACAAACACAGUCUUCAGGUACACCGAAAACUUCAUACUGAAGAUUUUAUCUAUGCUUGCACAGACUGUGGAAAAAUGUUUGCAAAAGAAACACACUUGGAAGUGCAUCGACGAAUUCACACAGGGGAGAAACCGUAUUGUUGUCCUCAGUGUGACAAGCGGUUCAAAGAUAAGCAUUGUCUCCAGCAACAUGUUAAGAAUCAUAAUAGAGAUAAGCUGUAUGGUUGUUCUUUGUGUGGGAAAAAGUUUACUUCAAAACGUAAUCAUCAACAGCAUCAGUGGAUUCACACUGGAGAGAAACCAUAUCAAUGCCCUGAAUGUGGAAAGGGCUUCAGCAAAAAAUGCUAUCUUCAGCAGCACCAGUGGAUUCACACCGGGAAGAAACAGUACUGCUGUAACGAAUGUGGGAAGACAUUUGCGAAAAAAGAUAGCCUUCAAAUACAUCAACGAGUUCACACUGGAGAAAAGCCUUACUGUUGUUCAGAGUGUGGGAAGAGGUUCACUGACAAAUGCAUACUCCAAGAGCACCAAAGAAUUCAUACUGGGGAAAAGCCAUACUGUUGUACUCAGUGUGAUAAAAAGUUUACAUCAAAGCGUAAUCUUAAACGGCAUCAGUGGGUUCAUACUGGUGAGAAACCAUACUGGUGUACAGAAUGUUGGAAGGGGUUCAGUAAAAAAGAAUGCUUUCAGAUACACCAGAGGAUUCACACUGGAGAAAAGCCAUUUUGUUGCAAUGAGUGUGGAAAAAAAUUCACAUCAAAUAGUAAUCUUAAACAACACCAAUGGAUACACAUGGUGGAUAAACCAUACACAUGUGCAGAAUGUGGGAAAGGAUUCAUCAAAAGAUGUUACCUUAAGCAGCACCAAUGGGUCCACAGGAGAAAAAAUGUAUACUGCUGCAUAGACUGUGGAAAUAAUUUUAUCGAAAAACGUGGUGCUCAGCGACAUGAAGAAGGUCAAAGUACUGAAAAGCCACGUCGCUGCAAUAAAUGUAAGAAUAUGGCUUCUGACCCAGUCUUAAAGGGCAGUACUGAUGUGAAGCCUGCAACAAACCAUUCUCUAGAAAUGCAGAAAAAAAUAAAGCGAAGUCCUAAAUCUGAAACUCCUUAGCAACUGUAAUAUAAGGUCAUUUUUCAUUAUAAGUCCUUUCAUUUUAGUCAAGGAUUCUGUAACCAUACUUCCCUAAUAAUCUGCAAUUUUCAGAGCACAUUUAUGCAGAACAUAACCUGCUAUUUGCAAACUCAAUGAGUCGUCGUAUACAGUGGGUGUAUAAAAAAGAAUCACCCCCUUAAUAUAUUCUUUUUUUGCUUUACAGCCUUAAAUGUAAACAUACAAACCAAUAUUUUUCCAGCUUUACUUACUCAAUGCAAAGUGAAAAAUAUCACACAGCUUCAGUUCAGAAGAAUUUAAAAAAAUAACAAAUACUGAAUAAAGGAUCACCCCCCUCCCAAACAAUAUUUUUAAACUCAAAUCGGGUGUAAGUAACCACCAUUUCUAUUGCAGACCAUGGUUACUGGCUUCCACCUGUGAUCAGUUGUAAUCUGUGUGAUUAAUGAAGCAUUAAAACAGCUGUUCCUGGAGCAUUGCCUUGCUUGGUAGCGCAACUGACAGCAAGUAACUGACAAUGGGUGGCAAGUCACUUUCAAAAGAUCUCCGGGAUAGACUUGUGGACAGACAUAAGGCAGGAGAUGGAUACAAAAAAAUCUCAAAAGGCUUUAUCAAUCCCAAGGAGCACAGUGCAGUCCAUAAUAAAGAAGUGGCAAGUGUUUGAUACUACUAGGACCCUCCCUGGAUCUGGCCGUCCCUCCAAACUGGAUGGAAGAGCAAGGAGGAAACUGGUAAGAGAGGCUACCAAGAGGCCAAUGGCCACUUUGAAGGAGUUACAGGAUUUUAUGGCAAAGAGUGGUCAUUGUGUGCAUGUGACAACAAUUUCACAAGCGCUCCACAAUUGUGGCUUGUUCGGGAGGGUAGCAAGGAAAAAGCCACUUCUCAAGAAAGGCCACAUUAAGGCUCGUUUGAGCUUUGCCAGAAUGUACCUUGAAGAUUCUGAUGCCAAGUGGAAAAUGGACCAAAAUCAAACUAUUUGGCCUCAAUACCAAACAGUACACCUGGUGGAAAUCCAAUGCAGCUCACCAUCCACAACACACCAUACCUACAGUAAAGCGUGGAGGUGGCAGUAUCAUGUUGUGGGGGUGUUUCUAUGUCACAGGGCUUGGGGAUGUCGUCAGGGUAGAAGGAAAAAUGGAUGGGGCAAAUUAGUCAAAUUCUUGAGGAAAACCUGCUACUCUGUGCCAGAAAGUUGAAGAUGGACAGAAUGUUCACCUUUCAACACGUCAACGACCUGAAGAGCACAGCAAAACUGACCACACAGUGGUUGAAGGAGAAAAAAGUGAAUGACCCCAUGUGGCCCAGUCAGAGUCCAGACCUAAAUCUCAUUGAAUAUAUGUGGAAAGAUUUGAAGAUAGCAGUCCACCAACGCUCACCAUCCAAUUUGACCAAACUUGAACAGCACUGUAAAGAAGAGUGGGUAAAUAUUGUUCAAUCUAGAUGUGCAAAGUUGAUAGAGAAUUAUCCGAACAGACUCAAGGCUGUCAAUAAAGCAAAAGGUGGUUCAACAAAAUAUUGAAAUUGGGGGGGGAUCCUUUAUUAAUCUCAGUAGGUCUUGUUUUUGAUUUUUUUUAAUCUUUCUGAACUGUAGCUGUGAUAUCUUUCACUUGGAUGUUAUAGAUUGCAUUGAGUAAGUAAAGCUGGAAAAAAUAUUGAUUUGUAUGUUUUUCAUUUAAGGCUGUAAAGCAAAAAAAUGGGAAUAAUUCUAAGGGGGUGAUUCUUUUCUAUGCCCACUGUAUAUUCUGAUAUUAAGUGGUGCAUCUGUCCUUGUUGAAACUGGUCAUCACUUCAAGCAUACAUCCUUGUAUCAAAAAAAAAAAAAAAAACACACCACCAGGCAUUGUUAAAGUUUGGUCAACAUUUUACCAGAAAGAAAGUAAUAGAAAGAAGUGAGAUUUCUCAAUGACGAUGUAGCUUGUGCUAAAAUUAGUAAAGCACAAAUGUAUGUUUAACGUUUUUUUUUUUUUUUUCUCAUUGUUUUCAUUUUUGGAAAAGGAAGUAAAGCAAUUUUUUAUCCAUCUGAAUUUAAAAGCAAAGUAUUAGUUUCAUCAGUCAUGCUCCCUUUUUUUCAGUGUUUUUAAAGGCUGCAUUUUUUUUUUUUUUUUUUUUUUUUUUUUUUUUUUGAAAAAUGCAAGCCUGUUAGAAGUAAAAUAUUAAAUUUACUUGCAUUUGUUUAGGCAACAUAAUAGCUGAAAUACCACAGUGCUGACGGGAUAGGUUUCAGUCAGCCACUCACAACCCUUAAUUGUGUUAAACAGGGUUGAGAGUAACAUGUUGAUAGCUAAGAAGUAAAACUCCCAAGAACAUGAAAAUAAUGCAGUAGGUUAAAGUAACUUCAUUAUAGCAUUAUUGGUGAGGCAUAGUGCUUUCAUGUUUGCACCUAUUCGUUUCCUCUAGAGAGCUGUGAAUGCAACCUCCUUGUAGGCUGAUCUUGUACUAAAAAAGCAGUUUGAAAAAUAAAUGAUUAUAUUGAAAUUCAAGGCAGAUACCAGAAACACA